AGCGAGAGCCUUCAGUGCAACGGCUGGUAGGAAAAUAGACGGACGUUGUCUUACCCCUUGCCGCCGCUGCACCACAGCACGUGAAAAUGACCGUCGACACUGUAACUGCAGCUCGUCCUGGUCGCAAAGGAUGCAAAGACCUCAUUCCUGCUCGCUACAUUGUGGCGAUUUUGGCGUUUUUCGGCCUAUGUGUGCAGUACACGCUGAAGGUGAAUCUGUCAGUUGCCAUCGUCGCUAUGGUCAAAACAAAUACCAGCUCUGACAGCGGUGAUGACGGGACGAUAGAUGCUUGUCCAGCAACGGAGAGCAACGCCGGAGAUGGCAAUACAACUCAGACUACUGGUGACUUUGACUGGGAUGCGCAGACACAGGCCGAAGUGCUAGCUUCUUACUACUAUGGGUACGUUGCCACACAGCUUCUUGGUGGUUUUCUCGGUGAAAAAUAUGGAGCUCGAUAUAUAUGUGGGCCUGGUUUAUUUAUCGCUGGGCUCCUCACCGUCGUAUCGCCAUGGACAGCAUACGUGAACACAUACUUCUUUAUGGUUGUACGAGCUCUGGAGGGAGCUGCUUCAGGGGUUGUUGUUCCUUCAUUGCAAUCAUUGGUUUCAAAGUGGUUUCCUCCAGAAGAAAGGACAAGACUGUCAGGUGUAAUCUUUUCAGCACUCAAUUUAGGCAGUGUGCUUUCCAUGGGAUUGUCUGGUAUCUUAGCUGCUGCUGGUGGAUGGCCACUGGUGUUCUACUUCUUUGGUGCUUUAGCUGUUGUAUGGUUCAUACCAUGGAUUUUCCUCAUUUAUGAUUCUCCUGAUAAACAUCCACGUAUUUCUGAGGAGGAAAAAGAAUAUAUUCUUAGCAGUCUUGGUGAGGAACUUAAUGCAAAGAAGGUUGCACCACCAGUGCCCUGGUUACAAUUGUUAACAUCAGUUCCUGUUUGGACAGCAAUUAUAUUUCAUACUGGAACAGCAUGGACAAUGUUCACAUUACUCAGUGAAAUGCCAACAUAUCUGAAAACAGUUCUGCAUUUCGACAUUGCACAGAGCGGUCUACUUUCUGCAUUGCCAUAUGUGUUUUGCUGGGUGUUUGGCAGUGUAUUUGGUUGGCUAUCUCAAUGGAUCCGAGGGAAGGGAUACCUCUCUCACUUGGCAGCGUACAGAGUUUUCAAUGCAGUUGCGGCAAUUGGGCCAGCAGUAGCUUUUAUCAUCAUUACAUUUGUGGGCUGCAAUUCAAGUGUUAUUGUGGUUCUUCUAAUAAUAACAACAACAACAAACUCAGCACUCUAUGGAGGAAGUUAUCUUAAUCACAUGGAUCUGGCACGCAACUUUGCUGGUACAAUAUCAGGACUUCUUCACACAGUAGUUACAUCCUGUGGAAUAUUUGCUCCACUUGCUGUAGGAGCCCUGAUUAAUGAAAAUCCAUCACUUACACAAUGGAAUAUAGUAUUUUACAUUGCUGCAGGAAUUUCAGCAGGUACAUAUGUUUUGUACUUUGCAUUAGGAAGUGUUAAAGAGCAGUCCUGGAACACACCCAAAGUUGAAAAGGAAGAACCAAGUAUCAGCACAAUCACAGAGAAAGUAUAAUACCAAACAUCUAUUUGAUAUUUUGGUAGUAGGCCUUGUUGCCAUUGCUCAUCCGGCUGUGCUACAAUUGCAAAUGUAGCCACCAAAGAGACAUAGUACUUUGAUAUUAUCCUCGUAACUACUGUAUUAGAAGCUAUGAUCUGAGUACUAUAAAAUAUGUUUGUGUACCUUUAAUGAAAGUAUUCUUCCCCUACUAGCAGAAAAAUUGUGUACAGGAUUACAUUUGUAUGAACCUGACAAGUAGGGUUUUUGAAAGAUUGACAUUAAAUAUGUUAAUAUUUGAGCUUCAGUUGGUGCUCUAUCAUCUAAAUAAACUAUGUCUUUACUGUUCUGUCAGAUACAUUUCAUUUCAUUGACUGCUCCCUGUCUGACUGUUUUGUUCACAUAUUUGCAUGUCUGAUAUUACUGACUCUUUAUAGUGUCAGAACUCUAGUUAAUCAUAUACAUCAAGUGCUUUAAUGGACCACAGUAAAAAUUUGUUUCAUUCUCUUUCCAUAUUUUGCAAACAAAACUCAUUGAAGCUGUCACUCAGCCAACAUUUCUGGAAUGCAUGUGUGUAUUUGUAUGCACUUAUGUAGAUGUCUGAGUAUGUGAAAUAUCACCAUUAUAUCAUUUGUAUAAUACUUAACCCAUUUUAUGUCUAAACCAAACAUUUUAUUAGUAGGUAAAUUCCCUGAAUCUGUUUGUAGUUUAAUUUUCUUGUGGUACAAUAAACAUUAAUACUGUUGUAAACAGAAGAAAUACUCAUACACAAAAUAAACAAUAUUUAUGAACUUUGUAUCUCUUUAUUAUCCUGCAUGCCAUCCUCAGUAAUUGUUUUACUUGCUACGUAGAUAAAAAACAAUAACCCUAUCUGGUGUCUGCAAUAAAUAAAUAAUGGUGAAGUCUUAAAACUCAUACAUGCUCACCAGUCCUUUGAAUACAGCAAGACAGUUAUUAUUCAUCCCUUCUACAAAUUAUGUUACUGCAUAAACCUAAUCUUAAAUAAUAACAGUAUACUAGUAGCACAAUAGUUUCCAUGAAACUUGUUGCCUCUGCCAUUUCUAUGGAUA
Messenger RNA from Schistocerca nitens (vagrant locust), 2626 nucleotides. Its product is annotated as sialin-like. Bases 87 to 1574 code for a protein of 495 amino acids. The record is from RefSeq and is a predicted model, not a curated record. Lineage: Eukaryota; Metazoa; Arthropoda; Insecta; Orthoptera; Acrididae. Gene Ontology annotation, molecular function: transmembrane transporter activity. The transcript is spliced from 9 exons. Gene Ontology annotation, biological process: transmembrane transport; monoatomic anion transport.